AUGAUUGAUGAUUUCUCCGAUGAAAUGAAAUUGCUACCAUUUUCAUUUUAUUUUGAUAAUUUAUUUACCAGCUAUCCUUUGUUGGCUUAUUUGAAAUCAUGCGGAUAUAAUGCUACGGGAACAAUACGUGAAAAUCGCAUUCCAGCAAGCUGUCCACUAGCACAUAAAAAAACUUUCAAGUCGAUGGAAAGAGGUUAUUCCGAAUCGAUUGAGAUGAAAAGCACAGGUAUUCGUUUGGUGAAGUGGAAAGAUAAUAGUGUUGUCUGCAUGUUAUCUACUUGCUUUGGCGAAAAUCCGAAGUCCAUGGCACAACGUUAUUCUAAGGAAAGGGGAGCUAAAAUAAAUGUACCCCGUCCUCUUGCAAUCACGGAAUACAACAAAUAUAUGUGCGGAGUAGAUCGAUUGGACCAAAAUUUGGCUCAAUAUCGAAUCGCAUAUAGAGGAAAGAAGUGGUGGUCUAGUAUUUUUACCUGGCUCAUAGAUGCUUGUAUUCAAAAUGCUUGGCAGCUUUAUCGAAAAGACCAACCGACAAUGACUCAGCUUGAGUUUCGAAAACAACUUGCAGUAUACUACUGCAAACAUUAUGGUACAAAAGCCAAAACAUCUGGUCCUAUGACCUCCCACAGAUAUGCACAACAGCCGGGUCGAGGUCGAACACACUCUCCGUUAUGA
Calliphora vicina (urban bluebottle blowfly) is the source of this 672-nucleotide messenger RNA. Its product is annotated as piggyBac transposable element-derived protein 3-like. The transcript has a single exon. The coding region runs from base 1 to 672 and encodes 223 amino acids. The record is from RefSeq and is a predicted model, not a curated record. Lineage: Eukaryota; Metazoa; Arthropoda; Insecta; Diptera; Calliphoridae.